AGCACAGAUCAACGAAGCCGGAAAGACCCCGCCGAGUAUGUGUGCAGUAUCCAUGGCUCCCGAGGAUCACAUGCUGGGAGGGAGCUGCUUGCGGAAGUGUGCUUGGGGUUUGGAGAGCGGCGGAGUUAGUUAGUUAGUGCUCGGUCGGAGCCGGUCCAGACAGCCGCUGAUUCUGCCAACACCACAGUCAGGCAGAGACAGCGUUAUCUAUUUGUGAGAGGGGGCAAAGCGACCCCCCAGAUUCGGAGUCACCGCCUCGUUGUUACCCAGCGACAUCCUAUUCAAGCGGGCGGUUGGUUUGGGAAGCUGCGGGCAUUUGAGGUGAACUUAGAGGCUGACGGGACCGGGGACCUGGAGUGGGGAGUUCAGCUCAGGAGCGCAGAGAGAGGGUGUGUGUGUGUGUGUGGUGGUCGGCGGCUGCAAAGCUCCCCCGCACCGACCCUUCACGGCUGUGGCUGUGGCUGGGCAGAGAUGGAUUUACAAGUCGUGCUGGUCUGCCUUCACUGUCUGGCCAUCAGACUGGGACUUGCAGUGGAACUUCAACCCGAUAUGCCCCAUGUGUGUGCAGAGCAGGCACUGGCCAUGAUGGGACACAGACAGCCCUGUGUGCAGGCCUUUACACGAAUGGUUAAAGUGUGGAAACAGGGAUGUACUGCACAUCGGUGGUGUGUUGGAUACGAGAGAAGGACUGGUUACUACACUGCCUAUAGACAGGUGUACAGUAUAGAGCUGCAGACCACCUAUAAGUGCUGCCUCGGAUGGAACCAGCAAAAUGAAGAGCCAGGCUGCUUGCACUCGAUGUGCACGAUCGGCGCUUGUUUCAAUGGAGGCAAAUGUACUGAAGGCAUCUCCCAAGUGUGUCACUGUCCCGAAGGAUUCCAGGGUCCGCGCUGUCAGUACGAUGUGAACGAAUGUGCCAAGGAUAAUGGAGGUUGUCAGGACCAGUGCUGUAACACCAUUGGCAGUUAUUACUGCAAAUGUCCAACGGGACAGAAACUUGCAGCAAAUGGGAAAUAUUGUGAAGAUGUUGAUGAAUGUUCUAUGGUUAAUGGAGGAUGCCAACAACGUUGUAUCAACACCAAAGGAUCCUUUUACUGUGAAUGCGAGCCUGGCUAUAAGAUCCACGCGGACGGUCGCACGUGUAUCACUAUCAACUCGUGUUCCAUGAACAAUGGCGGUUGUGAACAUGAGUGUGUGCAGAUCAGCGAGAACCACUACCAGUGCAAAUGUCGUUGGAACUAUCAGCUGACAGGGGACGGGAAACACUGUGAACUGAAAGACCCAUGUCAGGAGAGAAAUGGUGGCUGUGGCCACAUAUGUCGCAACGAUGCUGGAAUGGCGCAGUGUGAAUGCAAUCCUGGAUAUCGGCUAUCGGUGAAUGGGAAGAGCUGCGAUGACAUUAAUGAGUGCACCACUGGUAUUGCAAUGUGUGCUCAUCAGUGCAUCAAUAUCCUGGGAUCAUUUAGCUGUAUCUGUAAGCCUGGAUUUGAACUGGGUGCCGAUGGGAAACAGUGUUACCGUAUUGAAAUGGAGAUUGUGAACAGCUGUGAGAGGAACAAUGGUGGUUGCUCUCACCAUUGUGAACACAAAACCGCUGGGCCUUCUUGCUUUUGUAAUCAAGGAUACAUCCUGGACUCUGAUGGACACACAUGUCUUGAUUCCAAUGAGUGUGAGACCAACACUGCUUGCUGCGUGCAAGAUUGCAGUAACAAUCCUGGAGGCUACGAGUGCAGCUGCCAUGUAGGGUACCGGCUGAACAUGGAUGGAUGCAGCUGUGAUGAUGUCGAUGAAUGCUCUGCAGACAAUGGCGGCUGUGAGCAUCUAUGUAUAAACAUCCUUGGAUCCUUUCAGUGUGCGUGCCAGGAGCGAUACAAGCUGGAUACAGACAGGAAAAGCUGUACUUCUCUCGAUGAUGAUGAUGAAUUUGAAGGGGAUUUGGAUGGAGAGGAGGGUGACAUAGAACUGGUCAGGUUCCGCAACAUGCUGUUGAGGGUUCCUCCACAACUUCUGCACUACAAGCCCUCACUGACACCCUUGUAUCAGGAGGAUGUGAGGAGUGAACUCAGGCUUGUGCAUAAAAUCGUUUGCUUAGAUAACACCUUUGGCCAUGACUGUAGCCUCAGCUGUGCGGACUGUGGGAACGGAGGCCUCUGCAAUGCAGAAGGAGACGGCUGCAUCUGCCCUGCAGGAUGGGCUGGUCUCAUCUGCAAUGAAACCUGUCCCCAAGGCACCUUUGGGAAGGAGUGCAACGAAAUCUGCAAGUGUCAGAAUGGAGGAUCGUGUGAUGGAGUCACAGGGACAUGCCGUUGCCCUCCUGGAAUUGGUGGAGAAUUUUGUGAAGAUGGUUGUCCAAAAGGAUUCUAUGGAAAAAGCUGCACCAGACGAUGUAGUUGUGCUGGCAAUGGCUACUGUCACCGUCUCUAUGGGGCCUGUUUGUGUGACCCUGGUCUGUACGGUCGCUUCUGCCAUUUGCCAUGUCCCAAGUGGGCCUUUGGACCUGGCUGCUCCAUAGAAUGUCAGUGUGCACAGGAGCAUGCUACUGGCUGUGACCCCCAAAAUGGCACUUGUAUUUGCAGACCAGGCUUCCAUGGCCUUGGAUGUGAAGAAGAUUGCAGGCCUGGUUUCUAUGGUACUGGCUGUAAAUUCCAAUGUGACUGUGCAGCUGGCGUGCUAUGUGACCAAGAGACGGGCGAGUGCAGAUACCAAUGCCCACCAGGGUUCCACGGAAAGGGGUGUCUUUUGAGUUGCGAUUCUGGAAGAUUUGGGAUUAACUGCGGGCAGAGUUGUAACUGUGGAGGGGCCUCUUGCAACUCAAGAACUGGGCAGUGCAUCUGCCCUGCUGGUAAAACGGGACCAAGGUGUGAAAUAGAUUGCCCAGCCGGCCACUGGGGCAUCAACUGCCAGUUCUCUUGUGAAGUCUGUGAAAAUGGAGGUACUUGUAACAAGGAGUUGGGGACGUGUGACUGUCCUGCAGGAUUCACUGGAGCAUUGUGCCAGCUUGCUUGUUCUCCGGGUUACUAUGGGCUGGCUUGUCAGCACCCCUGCCGCUGUGAAAAUGGCGUCCUGUGUCACAGUAUGACUGGAGACUGCAUCUGUGGCCCUGGGUGGAUGGGGCCUGACUGCAAAAUAGUGUGUGCCGUUGGCCGAUGGGGCGAAGGCUGCAGGGAUUUGUGUGACUGUAACAACACUGACGGGAGCUGCGACCCUGUGACGGGCUGCUGUCUGUGUGAGGCCGGGUAUGCGGGGGACCGCUGUGAAUACAAGUGCCCUGCUGGAAGCUACGGUCCAGGAUGUGGCUCCAUCUGCCGGUGCCAAAAUGGAGCAGCUUGCGAUCACGUCAGUGGAGCGUGCACCUGUGCGGCUGGAUGGAUGGGAACAUUCUGUGAAAGGCCCUGCCCUGAUGGCUUUCAUGGCGUUGACUGUCAGCAGGUGUGCAAGUGCAGGAAUGGCGCCGGAUGUGAUCCUGCGACGGGAACGUGCCACUGUCUUCCUGGAUGGCUGGGACCUCAGUGCAACCAAUCCUGUGCUGACCUGCGUUAUGGUGAGGGUUGCAGCCAACGUUGCGACUGCUACAAUAAUGCGACGUGUGAUCGUGUGACCGGCCAGUGCCUCUGCAUUCCUGGAUGGACAGGAGCCAGGUGCCAACAACGAUGCCCAUUGGGGUUCUAUGGAUUGAACUGCCUGCAGUCCUGUAUCUGCAGGGAUUCAGCUGAGUGUGACCCCGUGAGUGGAUCGUGCGGCUGUCCCAAGGGGUGGACUGGUAUCGCCUGUGAGCUGGAGUGUGAAGACGGACGGUUUGGGGAAGGCUGUCAGCAACACUGCAGCUGCAGUAACGGGGGAACCUGCGACCGAUUCAUUGGACGGUGCACUUGCAGACCCGGCUGGGUCGGGGAAAAGUGUCAAACUCCUUGCCCAGCAGGAUAUCAUGGGGAGCACUGCGAGGAAAGAUGCCAGUGCAAAAAUGCUUAUUCCUGUCACCACGAGACAGGGGUUUGCCAGUGUACCCAAGGCUGGCGGGGCAAGAGAUGCGACAAACCAUGCUUGCCCGGUUACUAUGGAGAGGACUGUGGCCAGAGAUGUGAGUGCCUGCCUGGCAUUGCCUGCAACCAUGUCACCGGAGAGUGUGGCUGUUCUGCCGGGUUCACUGGCAACGGUUGUGAAGAGAGUUGUCCUCCAGGCACCUAUGGACAGAAUUGCAACCAGGUGUGCCAGUGCUCAGGAGUGAAUGAAGAGUGCCACCCUGUUACUGGACACUGCACCUGCCUUCCUGGCUACCAUGGGACCAAGUGUGAUCUCCAAUGCCCAGAGGGGACCUAUGGCCCAUACUGCCGAGAGAGAUGUAAGUGUCAAAACGAGGGUCGGUGUGACACUGUGACUGGAACCUGCCACUGUCCUCCUGGAUUUAUUGGAGCCGAUUGCAUGGUUGCUUGUCCAGAAGGUUAUUACGGGAAAGAUUGUAUGAAGCUGUGCGACUGUGGUAAAGAUGGUCAGUGUGACCCUGUGUCAGGAAAAUGUCUGUGUCGGUCGGGAACAGUGGACCCUACGUGCCACACAGGUUGUCUAAAGGGAAGAUUUGGACAAAGCUGUCUGCAGGUUUGCGCUUGUCAGAACAAUGGAGUCUGUAACGCAGAAGAUGGGGCAUGCUCCUGUGGACUCGGGUGGACUGGUGCCCAUUGUGAGGAAGAAUGUCUUGUCGGAAAGUUUGGAGCGAAUUGCCAGCAGGAGUGUUCGUGCUUGAACAGUGGAACCUGUGAUCGGUUUACGGGCACCUGUAAGUGCUUGGAGGGUUUCUACGGUCCUCUGUGUGAAUACAGUUGUCCUCUGGGUUUUUACGGCUUACUCUGUGCACACUCCUGUGAUUGCAGGAAUGGUGCUGCUUGUGAUCCCAGCACAGGCCAUUGCAUCUGCCCACUUGGUUACCAAGGUGACAACUGUGAAGAAGCUUGUCAUGCUGGAUACUUUGGGGAAAGAUGUCAGAAAACCUGCGACUGUGAAGGCAUCAGUUCAUGCAAUCCUGUAACAGGGAGGUGCUUCUGCCCACCGGGUAGAACAGGAGAUCGAUGUGAAACAGAAUGUCGAAUGAACAGAUAUGGACCUAACUGCUCCUUGAUCUGCCACUGUGCAAACAAAGCUUACUGUAACCCUGUUAAUGGAAGUUGUGCAUGUCCAUUCCAAUGGAUGGGGCCAACAUGUGAUGAAGGUGGUCCAGCGCAGCCAGUGACCUCCUAUCGGAGUGUGCAGUCACAAGGGCAUCAUCUGCAGAGAGGGGUUCCUCGCUCAUAGCUUGCUCCGGGAUUUUAUCUUUCGUAGAGCUUGGAUUUGUUUACAUCUGAAGAUUGACACAAAGCAUCAGGAAAUGUUAUGAACUAUGGAGUAACAGACCUGAAUGUAUCUGCACGUCCGUUUCAAUCACCCGAAUGGAAAAUCCAAGGGCGCAUGUUUUAUUUCACAGAUUAUUUGAUAUCCCGCAGCCAUUUUGAUGUUCUGAUUCUAAUCGGGAACAGUUUAAGUUUCAGCAGGGAAUUCUGUGGGGAGAGGCAUGUGAAGAGUUGGUCGGCCUCUGGUGCUUUCAAAUAUUUCUGUAAAUAAGUUUACUAGGUCUACACACAAAGCAACAUUGUAGUAAUUAAUCGCGAGGAGUUAUGGAAGUUUAACUUUAUUGGUACACAUAGGUAACAACAUAUUAGAUUAUCUGGAUGAAAUAAUCCUAAAU
This is a messenger RNA of Amblyraja radiata (thorny skate), 5713 nucleotides long. RefSeq names its product multiple epidermal growth factor-like domains protein 6. The transcript is spliced from 38 exons. The record is from RefSeq and is a predicted model, not a curated record. Gene Ontology annotation, molecular function: protein binding; calcium ion binding; scavenger receptor activity. NCBI's taxonomy places the organism in Eukaryota, Metazoa, Chordata, Chondrichthyes, Rajiformes, Rajidae. Bases 472 to 5283 code for a protein of 1603 amino acids.